This is a messenger RNA of Parasteatoda tepidariorum (common house spider), 2077 nucleotides long. The record is from RefSeq and is a predicted model, not a curated record. Lineage: Eukaryota; Metazoa; Arthropoda; Arachnida; Araneae; Theridiidae.
ACAGACGUGUUGUUCAUACUGAUAAAAAGCCUUUUUCUAGUAAUGUGUAUAAUAAGGGCUCUGCCCGGAAUUCUCAUCUGAAUCUACGCAUUCGUAUUCCUCAAAAAAAAAACUUAUUCUUGUCCUUUAUGUAGCUGUAGCAAGUGUUUUUCAACUAGGGGUAAUCUAAUGGCACAUGGACGUGUUCAUACUGGUGAGAAACCUUUUCAUUGUAGUUUGUGUAAUAAGAGUUUUUCACAAAAAAGUACUCUGACUAGCCAUAGUUAUAUUCAUAGUAAAGAGAAACCUUACUCUUGUAGUGUAUGUAGUAUGAGUUUCUCACAGGAGAGACAGCUAACUCAACACAAACAUGUUCAUAGCAGUCAAAAGCCUUAUUCUUGUAAUAUCUGUUGUAAGGGUUUUUCACAUAGUUCUAGUCUUGACGCAUUACUUGUAUUCAUAGCAAAGAAAAACCUUAUUCUUGUUCCUUAUGUGGUAUGAGUUUCAGAUAGGUCUCAUCUAAUGAUACACAUAUGUGUUCAUACUGGUGAGAAACCUUAUUCUUGUCAUUUGUGUAAUAAGAGUUUUUCACAGAAAUAUGCUCUGACUAAGCAUAGUUGUAUUCAUGGUAAAGAGAAACCUUAUUCCUGUUGUCUAUGUAGUAAGAGUUUUUCACGCAGUUCUGAUCGGACUCGACACGUUCGUAUUCAUACUAAAGAAAAACCUUUUUCUUGUUCCUUAUGUAGUAUGAGUUUUUCAGAUAGGUCUCCUCUAAUGAUACACAUGCGUGUUCAUACUGGUGAGAAACCUUAUUCUUGUAGUUUAUGUAAUAAGAGUUUCUCACACAGCAGUAAUCUGACUCAGCAUAGUCGUAUUCAUUGUAAAGAGAAACCUUAUUCUUGUAGUGCAUGUAGUAAGAGUUUUUCACAAAAGGAACAUCUAACUCAACACAAUGGCGAGCAUUCAAGUUAAAAAUAUUAUUCUUGUGACAUAUGUACUAUGGGUUUUUUACUGGCUGAACGCAAACAUGUUCAUAGCAGUGAAAAGCUUUAAUUUGGUUGUGUAUUUAAAAAGAGUUUUUCACUGCAAGAACGUCUAAUCAGACAUAGUCUUACUCAUACUGGAGAGAAACCUUAUUCAUGUGCCAUAUGUAGUAAGAGUUUUUUAACCAAGAAACAACUGACUAGUCACAAUCUCAUUCAUACAGGAGACCGGCAAUACUGUAACUGUCCACGUUUUUGUUCUUACUGCUGAAUAACUUUUUUCUUGUAAUGAUUGUAAUAAAAGUUUUUUGCAUUAUAGUAGUUUAGCUGUCCACAGAUAUUUUCAUUUUGCUUUGAAAUCUUAUUCCUAUAAUUUAUAUAAAACGAUUUUUUUAAAUGUAAAUUUAUUGUGCACAGAUAAAUUGCAAAUUUUCCCUGCCGCAGAAUCUUAUUUUUGUAGCUGAAGGAAUGAGACUUGAUGAUAUGAUAUUUGAUUAUUACAUAUGAUGUUAGAUUAUUACAGAGAGAUUUAAGAAACAGUGAUCUGGAUAUUCGUCUGCUGAAUUUUUGCCGAUGCACAGUUGUCUGAAUCUGACAAAAAGAAAUUAAAAAAAUUGCUAAAAUUUCUAAGCAACGUAAUAUUAAGUAGUUCUGAAGUGUUUUAAGAGUGUCUCUGAUCAUAAACAUGCAGUCAGAUUAUCAAUGACAAGUAUAUUUAUAUUUGAAGUACCAAAUGUUCAGCAGCUGAAUAACAUUUAAAAAAAAUCAUAAAUGUUUUUUUUUUUUUUUUAUAAUUAAGUUAUUAGUUUGUAUUGAUAAAUUAGUAAACUAAAGGUCACCCUUUUUAGCCAUUAAGGUUGGGAUUUUGUUCAAAAGAAUUUGAUAAAAAAAAAGUUAUUAAAGAUGAUGAUUUUGUUUGUUUUACGCAUUACACCUUUUGGCAUAAGCAAGGAAUACAACUACUGUUUAUUUUUCCUAGUUUGGGAAAAUAUUUUUCUUAGAGAGUAUUUAUAUUUAAUAAAUAAGAAUUAAAAGAAUUUUGUCUACUGCUAAAACCCAGCAAUUUAAAAAGACAAAUAUAAGAUCAUAUAGAAGAACGGUACCAUCAUAUAAUU